Chara braunii is the source of this 5288-nucleotide messenger RNA. The record is from the annotation of a GenBank genome assembly. Lineage: Eukaryota; Viridiplantae; Streptophyta; Charophyceae; Charales; Characeae.
UGUCCCGCCGAAGGACGAACACACACCCCCUUGGUUUGUGCCGCAGCCAGCCACGUGUUCGAUGCCGAUUGGCGCGCGUAUCCAUGGCCAUGCACAUUUCACACACGUGGCCUGUGGGGGCUUCGUCGUCGAUGAGGUGGAUCAGGCCCUGAUGAAUGCCGCUGUGGACGUGUGUACAUCACUGCGCGCCGGUGUGCGUGCGACUGUUCCUGACGUGGCGCGCGCUUUUGCUGCCACGUGCGCCGGGAGGAUAAAGCCAAUAGAGACGAAGAGAGCAACUGCUCGGAAAGCAAGAAGAUACAGUGUACUGUCGUCGCCGCCGGCGGAUCAUUCGUCAUCCUCAUCCUCAUCAUCCCCGUCCUCAUCAUCCUCGUCCUCGUCAUCAUUAUUAUUCUCAUUAUCAUUACCAUUUUCAUCACUACCGUCGAGAGGAAGAGUGUCCGCUGUUCGUGUGGAUAUUGGAUCGGGAUCGGGCGAGCGACAGCUGGCACCGAGCUGGCUCAUCAGCGCGGCCCAGCGCUCUUCUUCCCCCCGCUCAUCAUCAUCAUCAUCGACUAAUCAUCAAUCACUUGCUCUGUCGCUCUGGGCUAAUCAAUCGAUUUGGCAGCGGCGUGCUUGCAUGGCAUCGUCACAACAACAGACUACGGGGGGCCCCAUGGAUCCAAAUCGGACGGAGGACGAUUCACCAAAGCCUUCACCCAAUCCUUCUCAGUCUUUUGGCGGCUUCGCGUUCGAAGUGUUUGGCAAGGUCCAAGGGGUGUGUUUCCGAAUGUACACCAGUGAAAAGGCAGAGUCCUUGGGCUUAGUUGGCUGGUGCCGUAACACGGCAUCGGGAACCGUCCAUGGCGAAGUGCAAGACGCCGUAGCCGCCGCCGAGGCUCAGCAGGCUGCGGCAGAAGCAGAACGUCAGCGGCUGGCCAAUGAAGCGACAGCCGAAGCUCAGCGGACAGCUGAGACUGACGAAGCGGCACGAAACAGACGGAAUGCCACCAGCACGGAGUCCCUGAUUGCUAGUGAGCAUCAGUGGACAACGGUACUCCAAGGCAUGAUCUUUGUGCCUACGGAAACGCAGGCGGAGCCGACACAGGUGGAGGCAGAGAGAAGUAACCUGGCUACUAUGAUGUUGAACGUAAUGAGGGGAGUAAUGUGGAACAACAAACUACUGCAGGCACACCUGCACGCGGAACGACAGCAAAGACAGCAGUACCAGCAAGACCUGGCCGCUGUAACGGCCGACGUCCGCGACGCAGCAGUGCACCAGCAGCAACAGCAACAGGUGAUGAACUCUACCAUCGCACGCAUCAGCGGCAUUGAGGCCAAGGCCUCAGCAGCGCCAGGCUGCACGACGGAUGCGACGAAGCAAAUCAAUGAACGCAUCGAUCACGUCGUCACCAUCAUCGGCGACAUAGGUGUUUUCAACGGACCGGACACGAUCAGCAAAACGGUGGCCGCCCUCAAGACGGACAUCACCAAGCUACAGACGAGACCGGACGCCGCUACAAAGACAUUCAAGAUGCCGCACUUCGACAUCUGCAAGUUCGACGACUACAACAAGUCGGACGCUUUGACAUGGUGGCAACGUUUCCUCACGGAAGCAUCAUGCCGCACUGUCCCGGCGAACGACAUGUUGAAGGCACUCUAUUUGCAACUGAUUGGAGGAGCGCAGGCAUGGAUGAACCACCUGGCGGGCACCCACAGGUGCACCAUCGCCGAACUCCACACGCACAUCACGUGGAAGGAGUUCGAGCAGCUAUGGUUCACCCGGUUCAUGGUCCGCAACGUCGUGAAGGCGGCCAUGAAUGAGGUGUACACAUGCUCUCAGGGGAACAUGCCAACUCGAGACUGGACAACGAAGUGGCAAAAGAUAGUGACCAUGCCAGGAUUCGAUUUGAGUUUUCCAAAUCAACGAUCCGAGUUCUUCUCGCGAUCGUGCGCGGGAUUGCGGUCGGCACUCGGUAACGAGUACGACUAUACCACAUUCCAGGCCAUUCUGGAUAGAGCGAACUUGGUCAUCCAAACGGACGACAAGGCCGCUAACGAGAGACAAUCCCAGCCGCAUUAUGUGGCUAAGCAGGCCUAUCAACGUCCGACACAUAAGAAUGCCGUGAUUUCUGAGGAAACCGACGACCACCACGCUGCAGCAGCAUCCUCGGGUGAUGGAGGAAUUGUCGCAGCGCUCCCGCCGAAGCGUCCCAAGAGAGUUCGUAAGAACAAGGCGACACAAGAGACGACAGUGACGGGAGCUGGGCAACCAUGGACGGCAUAUAAGAUCACCAAGGAGGUCUAUGACCUACGUCAGAAAGCCGUCGUCAGGUAUUACCACUGGUGUGCCGCUGUGCUGCAGUUCGCUGGCGUGGAGCCCAGCUAUGGCGCCCAGGAAACAUUGGCUAUUGCGCAUUGGAUCGCCGUAUUCGCGCAUAACCCGUUGCGUGUUCUCGUCAGAGCAGACAGGUUUGACAUCACUGAAAUACUCCUCAUUUGACAUUCGGCGGACGAGUAGAGGGUCCUAUUGGCAAUAAAUAGGGGAGGACACAUCAACUGGCCACUUUGCAGCGAUUUCACCCCAAAAUCUAGAGCAUUCAGCAACUUCCAAGAAGUGCAGCCACGUUUUUCAGAGGGGGGAAGGGAAACGGGAAAAAGUCUCCCCCCCCAAAAGAACACAUCCCUUUAUGGGGAAAGAAAGGUUCUUUUGUGUGAAAUCUCUUUCUCAUGAAAAUAUACAGCUCCUUCAUAAUUGCCAUUGCACAGCUGACGGCUCGCAUUGGGCUGUUAUGGUCGAGAUUGUGGGUUCGAUUCCUUGUCGCUGUCAACGGACCCGGGCAACAUACCGAUCACUGCAUCAAGCACAGCGGUCAGCCAGCAAAGGAGAUGCUCACCCGGAUUGUCAAGGUCAUGGGUUCGAUUCCUUGUCGCUGUUGACGGACCCAGGCCACAUACCGAUCAGUCCUUCAAGCGCAGCUGUCAGCCAGGAAAGGAGAUGCUCACCUGGAUUGUGGAGGCUGCAUAGGGAGCUCAUUCAGAGAGAAUGUGUGGGCGAGCCUAUUGAAGGUCUCAGGGCAUACUCCCACUAGCACUUUCCUAAAUGUAUAUGAAUGGAAUUGCUACCAGACCUGGAUGCAUCUGACUGUAAUCGCGUCUAGAGCUCACUCGGAAAAGUCCUAGUGGGUGGGAUGAGCUGAACGUCACGACCAGCGUGGCUUCGGUUUUCACACACCCCGUCAUGGUUGCAGUGGUAAAGGUGUCCAGCUGUUAUGAGUCUUAUGACCAAGGUCACCAGUUCGAUUCCAUGUCGUCGAGGGAGGAUCCUGCCAAUGUACCAAUCGACCUGGUUAGCAGAUGUCGGUAUUUAAUGAAUAGUGAAAAUGAGAAAGAUGUAUGAAAAGUCAUGCUCCUACAGGCGCUUCUGAGGUGAAUUCGGCUGCAACCACGGCCAGAUUGCGCCGAAGAAGUCCGAGUGAGAGUACGGUCUAAUUUUGCAGAGGAGUCAGUGAGCACCCCUCUGUUUAUGUUUGAUGGCGGUAACCUACUAGCCUCUCUUCUUUUCUUCGAGAGAAAAGGUAGUAGUACCGUGGUACCCAUCCAGCAAUUUGUGGCCCCAUGAGAAUGCGCACCUGACUGGCAGGAGAGGCAUUCUCCCUCGUAUAACCCAAACGGGAUCUGUGCAGUCAACUGCUAUUUUGCCACCAUUUUUUUUUCUCCCCCCUUUUUUUUUCUCCCCCCUUUUUUUUUCUUUUUCUUUUUUUAAGUGCGGAGUAUUUCAUCCGCUAAUUAUAAAUUUUAAACAUUUAUCGCUCUCUGACGUGUACGUUUUCUUCCCAAUUUUCGCUUUCUUAUAAUACCCUCCUUUAUGCCCAAUUUACAAAGAAGCAGUAGAUCUCUAAGGAAGCGUUGCUGCCUGUGAGCACUGUUUUCAGGAGAGAACCUGUGGUGUUUGUAGCCAAGAGCGCGAGUGGUCAAGAGAGGGCACUUGUACCACCAUCAGAGUCAAACAAUGAGAGAGGGUGUUUUCUAUACAAAACCCUUUGCCCUGAUGUUCUUCUCGGCGGCUGUGGGCAGGGGGGAGGAGAAGGGUGCAGGACUCGGCAAGGAGGCCCUGUGGAAGUGGAGUUGGUGAGGGGGCCAAGUGGGGCCUGAAUAGUUUUGAGUUGCACCUUUGCCUGCGGGAACAUAAAGUUAGCCUGAGACGGUGUGGGCUGAGAUACAGCCAGAGAUGCGGGAGAUGAGUGUGUCCAGGUAUCAGAGGUUAGGAAUCAGAGAGGCUGCUGAAUAGUGACCUCCACAGAACAGGGGUUGAUUCGACAAGGCAAGGACACGCCAGACGAGGGGUUGAUUUGACAAGGCAAGGACACASCAGACAAGGGGUUGAUUCAACCCCUGUAUCAAGGGGAAUUAGCAGAGGUAUGCGGAAGGUGAGUGUGUCCAGGUAUCAGAGGUUAGGAAUCAGAGAGGCGGCUGAAUGGUGACCUCUACAGAACAGGGGUUGAUUCGACAAGGCAAGGACACGCCAGACAAGGGGUUUCUUCAACAAGGCAAGGGCACACCAGACAACGGGUUGAUUCAACCCCUGUAUCGAGGGGAAUCAGCAGAGGUAUGUGAGAAGGUCCACAGACAAGGGGUUGCUUCAACAACGCAAGGACAGGUUUGUGACUCCUUUUUAUUGUUCACUUGUUUUGCAGAGUGCCCUCUGUUAGUUUUUUUGUAUAUUGUCACAAAUCUAGAACUACAAGAGCGCACUUUGCGAAAUAAACAGUAAAAGUACACAGGACAAACAUCAAGAGCACACUGAAACCAUCCAUUUUUAUUAUUCUUCUACGAACUACUCCUGCACUAUGCCUCUCAGUUACAACCCUCGCCACAUUGAUGAAGUUGAGCACGCUGUGGGGAUAGGUACUUGAAAAUUGACUGUGAACUAGAUGCCUUACCUGAUAUUAUCCUGUAAGUACUCAAUUAAGAGUGCCCUCUGUUAGUUUUUUUGUAUAUUGUCACAAAUCUAGAACUACAAGAGCGCACUUUGCGAAAUAAACAGUAAAAGUACACAGGACAAACAUCAAGAGCACACUGAAACCAUCCAUUUUUAUUAUUCUUCUACGAACUACUCCUGCACUAUGCCUCUCAGUUACAACCCUCGCCACAUUGAUGAAGUUGAGCACGCUGUGGGGAUAGGUACUUGAAAAUUGACUGUGAACUAGAUGCCUUACCUGAUAUUAUCCUGUAAGUACUCAAUUAAGGUUUGGAAAAAUGGAUAGGAGAAAAGGCUUCUUCAAAUUAAACAAAUGUUCCAUUCCAUC